Acanthocheilonema viteae is the source of this 1674-nucleotide messenger RNA. Lineage: Eukaryota; Metazoa; Nematoda; Chromadorea; Rhabditida; Onchocercidae. The record is from the annotation of a GenBank genome assembly.
AUGUUUACUGUGUGCAUAUAUGUGUUGUUUCCAACGUCGUCCACGGCAGCGCUGUUUCCAUAUACCGUUGCUGCAACAUUUGAUAAUCUAAAUCAAUCUCGAAAUUUUCUCAAUAAUUCCGCAUCUUAUCCAUUCUCAGGAUACACAACAGCAACAUUGAUACCAACGGGUGAAGCACAAGCUGCAUUUUUUAGCUAUCCGAAUACAAAUAUUUCUACACGAAAUUAUUUUCAUCAACAAUAUCCUAAUUUUCAACCAUCUAAUACAGCUGCUGUAGCAGCCGCUACUUUUCUUUCUGGUAGUAACAUUUUAAAAAAUACUGAUAUCACCGGUAUUUCACUUAAUAAUACUAGUAAUAAACGUAAAUCAUCAACGAUUUACGGUACUGUAUCGGAUAGUAAAUUAUAUCGUGGCAAUCAUUUUGCUAUCAUUUCUGAAUCAUCACCAUCAUCAACAUCAUCUCUAACACCUGUAAAUUCAAAAAAAACGUGUCUGAAACUUGACGAUAGCACAUUUUCCGAUAACAUAUCGGAAAUUACUCCAACAGCUCAUACUUUUGCAGCCGCAUGUAUGGCUGCAUCACCUAUAAGACCGAUAAUUGGUCAGCAGCAACAUUCGUCACAACAACAGCUUAUCAUUCCUACUGAUAUUAGCAAUCGUCAUCAGUGUCGUAAUCAUCAUCAUCAUCAUCAUCAUCCGCAUCAUUAUCAUUCUCAUCGUCAUUCAAACGCUAACGCCAACAACGAACAAUCAUCACGAAUUGCUGUUGCAUCAUCAACUGCUAUCAAUUUACAAGAAUCUGUCUGCAACAGACGACAACAUUCAUCGAUGGAUCAGAUGCGACAUUCGCAACAAUCACAAUCACAACAAUCACAAUCACAACAAGAUCCUCAGGAACAAAUGGCAUCAAAUCUGUUAGUUUUGGGUAACGGUUCAACAGCUACCGGUACCGCUCCAAUUAGUGCAUCCGCAUUGGAUAUUUCCGCAUGUACGCAACAACAACCAAAUUCGGUGCUACGUGUUAUCAUUGAAAAUAUGCUAUAUCCGCUUAGUGAAGCGAAUAGUGCCCAAUUAGCGCGACAAUCAUUGGAUGGUCAAAAUGUUUACAAUGGAUGUUGUUGUCUUCGUAUUGAUUACAGCAAACUUGCUACACUUAAUGUUAAAUACAAUAAUGAUAAAAGUCGAGAUUAUACUAAUCCAAAUUUACCAUCCGGUGAAUUAACUCUUGAACAACAGCUUAGUCUUGUAUCAGCGGCAACAGGUGGACAAAUGGGCCCGGCAAUUGCAUCACUUGUGCAAUCACCGUUUGCAUUUCCGUUUGGUGCAACAAAUCCACAAUAUGCUUUUCAACAACAAGCUGCCGCAUUUCCGCAAGCUGAUGCAUUAGCAUCACCAACCGGAAUUUCACCAUUUCUUACUGGUUUAACAACAACUCUUGCAUCCGGUGCAACAAGUCCGGUAACAGCUAAUGCGGCAAUGAUUAAUGCUACCGCAGCGGCACUUCGUUUUCCGCAUGUCAAUGUUCUGAAUAUGUCAUCCGUUGUGCUUGUCUCCAAUCUAAAUGAAAAUGUUGGUGUAUAUGGUGAUGUACAUCGAGUUAAAAUUCUUUUCAAUAAAAAAGACAAUGCUUUAAUACAAUAUGCUGAACCACAACAGGCACAACUUGGUUCGUAA